Drosophila santomea is the source of this 1821-nucleotide messenger RNA. It is a transcript of the gene Nup50, whose product is annotated as nuclear pore complex protein Nup50. The coding region runs from base 1 to 1677 and encodes 558 amino acids. Gene Ontology annotation, biological process: protein import into nucleus. Gene Ontology annotation, cellular component: nuclear pore. The record is from RefSeq and is a predicted model, not a curated record. The transcript has 3 exons. NCBI's taxonomy places the organism in Eukaryota, Metazoa, Arthropoda, Insecta, Diptera, Drosophilidae.
AUGGCUGGCAAGCGACAGGCCACCUCGAACCUGAACCAUGACAACUGGGACCAGGAGGAGGAACCCGAGGAGCGCGGUACCUUCCGCACGGCCACAGAAGAAGAGUUAAAGACCCGCGUUAUCAAGAAAGCGCGCCGCAAGAUUGCCGGUGGAUCGUCCGCCGCUGAAGAGGAUGGCGCCGAAGAAAAGACGGCAGAGCCGAAAAGCGUGUUCAGCGGAUUCUCCGGUUUCGGCAAGCCAGCUCCGAGCGCAGCCGCAGGCUCGCCUUUCUCCUUCCUGGCCAAUCUGCCGGCUCCAGCCACGACCUCCUCCAGCGAGACAAAAAAGCCUGCAUUCUCGUUCGGGCUCAACUCCAGCUCUACCGAUAGGCCUGCCAGCACUAGCAUUUUCGGCUCCGCCAGCACCAGCAGCACGGCCCCGUCAUCUUCUCCGGCAAAGGAAUCAACAAGUACCAUCGAUGGCGCCAAGCCGACCACCUCCAUAUUUGGCAACAUAUCAGCUGCCAAGAAGGAAAGCAGCGAGGCGAAAAUAUCGCUAGCCAGCAGCAGUAGCACUAGCUUUACAUCCACCAUAGAGAGCUCCGAGUACCGGGAAAGCGUUGCCGAGCUGAAUCGGGCCAUCAUGAAAUUCCUGCAGGAACACAUGGACAAAACUCCCUACUGCAUACUGACUCCAGUGUUUAAGAACUAUGAGGAGCAUCUAAAGGAACUGCAAGACGAGGAGAGCGCCAGAACGAACUCCACGAAGUCCAAACCGGCACAACCCCGUUUUGAAGAACCAGUUGCGACGGUGUCCAGUGCAUCCUCGCCAUCAAAACCGUCUGCUACGUUUUCGUUUGGCAAGCCCAGCGCCCCAAUAGGCGCCAAUGUGUCUCCAUUUGCUAAAAAGCCCAACUGCACCAUAACAAGUGGUGGGACAACCACCACGACCACAACACCACUGUUUUCCUUCGGCAGCACGGCAGCUUCCAAUGCGCCCGUGCCGUCUUCCGCCAGUAUCUUCACUUUGACAACAAAACACACUGGAGAAGCCAAAGCCGAUGAUGCCCCUAAGUCCAGCAUUUUCAGUUUUGGAGCAAAGGAUACUACCACCAAAAAGAAUGAGCCUUACUUCUCCCCACCGAAGACCAAUGGCUUUUCCUUUGGACUGAAAAGUAACAGCGACGACAAGCCAAGCACCUCCUUGUUUGCAGGUUUCGGAAAGGCGCCUGAAGGAGCAGAAGGCGGCACAAAGGGCUUUUCCAACAGUGCCACGCCCUUCUCUAUCGGCAACAUUCAGCCACCAACAGAAGUAGCGGAGGAAGAAGAGGACACGCCCCCAAAAGUCGAGUUUAAACAGGUCGUGGAGGAUGACGCUGUAUACUCCAAGCGGUGUAAGGUAUUCAUUAAGAAAGACAAGGACUUUGGCGAACGCGGCGUAGGCACGUUGUACUUAAAACCCGUCAAGGGCUCAGAAAAGACCCAACUGCUAGUCCGCGCCGACACCAACCUAGGCAACAUCCUGGUCAACCUUAUUCUAAGCGAGGGUAUACCUUGCCAGCGCAUGGGCAAGAACAAUGUGAUGAUGGUAUGUGUGCCCACGCCAGAGGACUCCAAGGCUACAUCGCUGUUGCUGCGCGUAAAGACCGGUGACGAAGCCGACGACUUGCUGAAGAAGAUCAAGGAGCACAUUAAGUAGAGGGUAGACAACUAACAUGAAUUCGUACAUAUAGAUGUUGUUUAAUCGUUUGUAUUUUAAAAGCUAUAAAUUUACGAAGCCCUGGAAAUAGAACUCAAGAAUGUACACAAAAUUAUGAUAAUAUUCAGUCAAUUGUGGCAACAA